CACUUCGGGUCAUAUGACCGACGUUACGCCGAGACGUGCUGUCGUAGGCGUUGACUCGACGACUCCUCCGUACCGUUUCUCGUGAUCCCGAGCUUUCCAUUCUUUCUGUGGGGAAGAGAAACAGACCAGACGACAUCAUGGCCCUUAGCGAUGCGGACGUUCAAAAGCAGAUCAAGCAUAUGAUGGCCUUCAUAGAACAAGAGGCCAAUGAGAAGGCAGAGGAAAUAGAUGCUAAGGCAGAAGAGGAAUUUAAUAUUGAGAAGGGACGUCUGGUGCAACAGCAGCGUCUCAAGAUCAUGGAGUAUUAUGAGAAAAAAGAAAAGCAGGUUGAACUGCAAAAGAAGAUACAAUCUUCAAACAUGCUCAACCAAGCACGAUUAAAGGCUCUAAAAGUUCGAGAGGAUCAUGUUCGCAAUGUCCUUGACGAGGCUAGAAAGAGAUUAAGUGAAGUAACUCAAAAUCCUACGCGAUAUAGAGAAAUUCUUCAGUUGCUGAUUAUCCAGGGACUUUAUCAACUAACAGAGGCAAACAUUACUCUUCGUGUUCGCCAAAUUGACUUACCUAUCAUAGAAUCCAUUACUGACAGCGUUCAGCAACAGUACAAGCAGAAAAUUAAGAAAGAUGUUAUCCUGAAGAUCGAUACUGAAAAUUUCUUACCUGCUGAAAGUUGUGGAGGAGUGGAAUUAUUAGCAUCCAAAGGACGCAUAAAGAUUAGCAAUACUUUGGAAACCAGAUUAGAGCUGAUAGCGCAACAAUUGAUACCCGAAAUCCGUUCCGCGCUGUUCGGACAGAAUACAAAUCGCAAAUUUAAUGAUUAAGCUAAUUUUCUUGUUAAUCGAUUGACUUUCCAAAACAUUCCUUUUAACAGCAAAUUAUUAUUGCAUUAUCAUGUAUUAUAUAGAAUAAAACUAGCAUACGCCUUUUGUCGCGAGACUCACGCCUAAUAUUUUCAAUGAAAGUAUCUGAUAAAUUGCCGUGCAAUAUUAAUCGUUAAAAGAGUCGCAAACCAUUCUUUACAAACUCUCUUUUUAGUUUGUCAUUAAUUAUUCUAUCCUCUAUCCUUUUGAACAGGCGACUAUGAACAUAAAGUGUAUAGCAAUUAAUUCACAUGUUAAUAUUCGGUGUAAAUUUAAAAUUGGUGUUCAAAAACGAGACAAAGUGUACUUUCUCAGGUUAGGAAUGUUAACGCGAAUGAAAUAUAUAAUUAAUAAUUAAUGUUCUUGACUGCUUAUGUCGAAAAGAAUAACAAUUGCAAUUGAAUGUAGUACAGUCAAUAUAUUGUGCAGAAUCUUAAUAAACAGAAAUAUUGAAUGCGCUUUAUACGUAUAUAAAACAUUUAUAUACCUAUGGAGCAUAUCGGUAUGUUAUGUACAUUAUGUAUAAUAUAGUAAUGUAUCACAAUAUAUAUAAAUAUAUGA
Messenger RNA from Monomorium pharaonis (pharaoh ant), 1418 nucleotides. It is a transcript of the gene Vha26, whose product is annotated as V-type proton ATPase subunit E. The record is from RefSeq and is a predicted model, not a curated record. Gene Ontology annotation, biological process: proton transmembrane transport. Gene Ontology annotation, cellular component: proton-transporting two-sector ATPase complex, catalytic domain. Gene Ontology annotation, molecular function: proton-transporting ATPase activity, rotational mechanism. The transcript has 5 exons. NCBI's taxonomy places the organism in Eukaryota, Metazoa, Arthropoda, Insecta, Hymenoptera, Formicidae. The coding region runs from base 138 to 818 and encodes 226 amino acids.